AUGCAGUCCACCGAUUCUUUCGUCAUCCACGACGACAUCUCGCCCUCCUCUGACCUCGACGAGAUCGAUUCGCUGCCGUCAAUAUCUAGUAGUGUGCUCGACUCCGAAGACGACUCGGAUGCGCAGGAGGAAUGGGAGCGCAGCUUGGAGCAGAUCCAGCUCUUGCUGACCAUGGUCAUCGUGCCGUUCGCCGGAAAGUACCUGGGUCGCAAAUUUGCGUACUGGAGUUGGUCAAGAUAUAUGGAAUGGAUGCACAACGUCGAGGUGCGGUGGACAAACAAGGGCGCCUUCAAAGCUGCUGGGCCGAGAGCUGCGGAUAGAGCCACCACCGCCACGACGGAAGUCCAUGAAGGUAAAGAACGCUCCGGCACAAAAGCUGGCGAACAGAAACCACAUGAAGACAGUGCUCGCUUGGAUCUCGCGGCAGCGCUUCUGGUCGUCAGCGGAACCCCAGACGAUAUAGUCGCUUGGGUGAUCGCGACCGUCGAGAGCGCCGCAGUUGACGACACGCAGUUUGGCGGACAAGACAAUGCUGUCAAUGAAGGUGAAAAGCAAGGCAGCCCCGUCGAGAGCCAACAUGACCAGGGGAAUGGCGAUGCCGGUGAUGAACGAUGUAGCCAGGCCAUAGAGAGCAGCCAACCAGCAGAUGACAGCAACGAACAUUGUGAAGUUGAUCGCAGCCAUGGCAGACCCGGCACCGUUAAUGUUCAGGGCGAUGACAUUGCCGAUCAAUGCUGUGACGAGCAGGACCCAGAGGACCUGAACGCCUCGGAUGGCGACCUUGAAGAUUGA
Molecule: messenger RNA, 792 nt
Organism: Colletotrichum gloeosporioides
Lineage: Eukaryota; Fungi; Ascomycota; Sordariomycetes; Glomerellales; Glomerellaceae
Exons: 3
Coding region: 1-792 (263 amino acids)
Biological process (GO): mitochondrial outer membrane translocase complex assembly; protein insertion into mitochondrial outer membrane
Cellular component (GO): mitochondrial outer membrane
Source: RefSeq, a predicted model, not a curated record